GAGGGUCAAUCAGCAAGGCGGCUGUUGUGUUUUUGGGACUGCAAGAACAAGAGGUCUGUUAUGACGUUUUCCCUUUUUGGAUUAUUGUGAAUGGGAAAGGAUUUAUACUAUUAUAAGUUCGGAAAUAUACGUUGAAAUGUACUCAUUUGAAGGGAAUUACAAAUCAAAGCGAUCAUUAGUGCUUGAUCAUACCCAGAAGUUGUCAACUCAUGCGCUUGUUCAAAAAACACGUGAAGAACGAAAGUCACGUGAAAAUAUGGUCAAACAAGAACGUGCCGCUACUAAAAUUCAAAAAUGUCUCCGAGAUUAUGUUGCACGAAAUAAAAUGAAACGUUACUUUAUUGGAUUAUUGAAUGAAUUAUCUAAACAAUUAGAUGAUAUAGUAAAUAAAACUGGUUUCAAUGUGGAGCAUGAAUUUGAACACAAAUUAUUGAAGUUACUUCAAUGUUUCAAUACAUGCUAUCGUAAUAAAAGUCCGGAACAAAAACAUCUUUUUACUGUUUGUCGUUUAUUAUUGUCCAAACAUGGAAAAGAUGCACAAGUCAACUGGUUAACUAAUGGUUCUGUUGAUCAUAUUUUCACACUAGGAAAUUCGUUAUUAAUCAACAUCAAAUAUUUAACAAAACUUCCAUCAUUAACAACAUCAUCAAACUAUACAUUACCGAUUCGUGUAUUAGAGGAAUCAUUCAACAUUUUAAUCGGAACUUGUUCAUCUACAAAAAUCUCUUUAUAUUCAAAACAACUAUACUUCAGUAUUGAAAGGAUUUGUCGACAUUUAUCAAAGCAUCAUUAUUUUAAUCAUUUGGCUUAUUUUAUGGAUCAACAAUUACCAACUACAACUGGUGGUUCCCUUAAAGAUAUCACUACACAAUCACAAGUAUUUGAUCCUGUGGAAUUUUUUAAAUUACCAAAAACUCGUCCGUUUAUUAAUCUAAUAAUUGCACCGUUGAAAUGUGCUUUUAACCUAUCAGAUAAUGGUAGUCCAUUUUCUAAUCCAAUGGUCGAUUUGUAUCGUGAACUUGUUUUCACAUCAUUAAAUGAUAUUCUCAUAUCAACCAUUGAUGAUCACAAUACUUAUAUUAUCGGUGAACGUGUCGUACUCAGUGUUGGUAUGGAAAUGUUCAAACUACCUAAUCUACAUCAAAUUGUUAUUCAUGGAUGUUUAACAGCGGUUGAGAAUGAAAAUAGCCAAUUAAAUACUGAACUACAACAACAACCACCAUAUAGUGGAACUAUUUCAUUGAUUCCUUCUAUCAAUUUAUUACACCUUUUUGUGACUGUGGCUAUACCUGGCAUGCUAGUAAAAUGUGAUCCAACCACAACCACAUCAACUGUCCAUACAGCCGAGCCAUCAAUGAUACAAGAUACUGAUGACGAUGAUAAUCAUGAAGAAGUAGUGACAGAGGAAGAAGGAGGUGACGAAUCAUUGCCAGCUCUGUUAGCUACUGAAUCUUACACACAUUAUACAUGGUCUGGUUCACCUUUAGAAGCUGCGAUAACGAUACGUUUUAUUGCUCGGAUCCUUAUGAGUUGUUUAACGGAACGUCAUCUGCCUAUUGUUCGUCCGAUUACUGAUCCUAAGCCGUUACAACUACGAAGUGGACAAGGAGAAGAAUUAUCAGAUGACGACGAUGGUGAUGAUGACGACAACAAGAUUAAUGAUAAUCAUAAUAGAAUGAAGGGAGUGGAAAUCAAUGAUCAGGAAAUGAACAUGUCAGCUGAAUUCACUAGAAGUACUAAUAACUGUAGCCUUAUUUCAGAAGCUGUCUCGUUUCAACCAGCUAGUCAACUGACAAAAAUAUCUGCGUCACUAAGUCAUAGUUUACCGGCACUAGCAGCUAGCUCAUUGUCUACCCUGGAAAAUUUCAAUAGUGAUUUGGAUAAUCCAGAUAAAUUGGAAUUAAUUCGUUCUUCAUCAUAUCUACAUUAUUGCCUUUCUCAAGUAUGCGGUCUGUCUAGGACAUCAUUAAUACGCAUUAACUCUAUUUAUUCACAAUAUCCAAUCUAUUUACGUUGUUUAUGGAAAUUAAUUGAAAAUACUAAAUGUUCAGAUAAAUCAACAUUAAAUUAUUCAAAUACCAAUAUGUCUACAUUGCUUAAUAUUUUAUGCUCGGGUGAAUUACCUACACAUUUAGUGGAACUUCAAAGUUAUCUUCCACUGAUAUUUACAUUUGCUGACUGUCUUCAUCAUCGCUUAUUAUGUUUAACGGAUUCGGAAAUCUGUGACAUCUCAUCGGAAGUGAACUACACCAACUGCAACGAUUAUCGUCAUCCACAACCAAUCAAUAAUAAUAGUGAACCCUCACGAGGAGGUUGUGGUUUUCGUGCUGAUGAAUUAUUACAAGUUGGUACAAGACUUCGUGAUCUUAUGCUCGGUCUAAUUGAUUUGUCACAUCCUGAUCAAGUGCCGAAACAAACUCGUAAUUUACAAUCAGAUACACAUUGUGCAGAAUCAAUGGAACAACCAAAUUAUGGUGCAGUAUUACGUAGAAUAGAACAAUGGGUCGAAAUAGCCGACCUUGGCAGUUCACCUAUUAGUGAUCUAAUGAUGCGAAAUUAUACACAAUGGUCGAUACCGGAUUUUCGUCUUUUACUAUAUUGUUGGUGUAGUUUACUGCGUCGAGUUGAACGGUUAGUAUUUCAAAUCUAUGAUUGGGAUCGUCGUUGUCGACGUCAACAAGAUACUAGUCUGCCUAUCUACCUUUUACAAAAUCCACAGUCCACAACGACAACAGCUUCUACAAAUGCAUCAUCUACAUUUUCAUCAUCAUCCUCAUCAACUGGUAUUGCAUGCGUAACCAAUUCAUCACGUCUACCACUUGGCACACCAAGUGUUAGUCAAACAUUUUGGUUGAAAGAUAACUUAUUUGAUUUAUUAAAUACUACAGAAUCGCAAUCUUCAUGGUUUGAAAAUCAAGGUUAUCAAAAUACAUUGGCAUUAGCUGGUGCACCGUUUGGUUAUUAUAGUAUUUUGAAUCCAGAUCGAAAUCAAGUGGUACUAGAAUCAUUUUCUUUAUCCAAUCGUCAAAUACGUCAAGUCUUAUUAUUGAAAAAAGUUCCAUUUGUUAUACCAUUUGAAAAACGAGUUAAAUUAUUUAAAGUUCUUAUCAAUGAUGGUAGUACAUAUAAUCGUAAUCCAUUUCGACGAAUAUAUAAUAUAUCUAAUCAACCAAGUGUUUCUCUUGUUGUUCGUCGAACUCAUUUAUAUGAAGAUGGUUUUGAGAAAUUAUCCAAAGAAAAUGGUAAUGUUUAUCUUGAAUAGUUUUUUCUUUUAAUUAAAGUUGAAUAAUAAUGACUGUCAGAGGAACACAGGAUGCGUGUCUUGUCUAAUUUACGACUCGUCAGCUGGAUAAAUAUAUAUCCAUCUCAGUUCUGAUGCUGGUGUUUAUAGGACAUGAUUAUUAGGGCCUAGUCUCAAUGUAAACAUCAACACUUAGAUCUAGGUAUAUCCAGGUGACGAGAUUACAACGAUUAAUCACGUUCAUGUGAAAUCAUGAUUUCUAACUGGAGUUGUGGAAUAAUAACUUUGGCGAUUACUGAAUUCUGUGAUUAUCAUAUCUUGUAUUAUUCCCCGUCUUUGAGGACUGUAAAGUAAAAAAUAGCUAAUGUAAUACUAGCUCAUAUUACUUCACUACGACUCCUUGGUUUUUGAUCCCGGAGGCUUCAGGCAUGUUUUAGAAUACAAUUUAGAUACGAUUCCAAUGUUGUUCUCUAUUUCAUUCUUCACAGUUUUUGAGAUUCAAAUUUUAUUAACCAAACUUAAUCUAAUUAGACUAUUCAGUCAUCUGUUGAUUAUGUACGAUCUUUAGAUAAAACAUCGUUCGAUCGAUGCAUUCAAUUCUGUAUUUGAAAAACUGAUACAAAAAACAUAGUGGGGGUAACGUUUUAUUCCCGAUUCAUCAUCUGUUGUUUUUAAAUUGGUCUCAACGUUCUCCUGAGAAUUAUUUGUCACUGGAUAACUGUCUCUUCUUAGUGUAUUGCUCUUCGCUAAUAUGCGUCCACAACCCACAAAGGAUCAUACUCAAGACUACUACUCAGAUCUUACUAGAACUCUUAAAUGACAUCAAUUUAUGAUAAAUGUAACGUAAAAAUUACCCCCCCCCGAAACCCCUUAAAACAAAAAAAUUUUUAAAUUUAUUUUGCAGCACCCAAUUUACGUCAACGUUUAAAAGUGACCUUCUUAAAUCCAACUGGUUUAGCUGAAGUCGGUAUUGAUGGUGGCGGUUUAUCAAGAGAAUUUCUUACUGAAAUUAUUCGUGCUGGUUUUGAUCCAACUAGAGGAUUUUUUAUUUAUGCAUCGGAUAAAACUUUAUAUCCAAAUCCACAAGCAUCUGCAAUUACAAUGGAUUAUUUAAAGCAUUAUUAUUUCUUAGGAAGAAUUUUAGCAAAGGUUAUUCAUUUGUUUAAUAUUUUAAUACUACUUUAAUUAAAUAUACUUUAUGAGUAAGGCACAAGUCCAUGAAGUCACUGACAAGUGGACUGAGUCAUGUUGGUAGGUGUAGACUAUCUGGUUGGGAUCCGCGAGACGAUAGUAACCGAUAGUUAGAGACCCUGAGUGAUAUGGCACAAAAUCGUUUGCAAUGGCGCAAGUGCAUUCACUCUUUGUGUUGUUUCAAAUUCUAAUCUUCUGAAGUCUUCAUGUCCCUAAUUUUCUUUCCAAAUUUAUUUCACUUGAUUAUACUCCUUGAAUAACAUCUUCAAGCCCUAAUGUUUCCGAUUUCUGCUUAUACUCUUACUACCUCUACCACUACGGAAUUUGAGUCGACAAGUGCAUCUCUGUGUUAAUGUGGUGUGGCGACUCGAACUGAUGUACGUACGUACGAAGUUGUACGUUGUUACUGACUCUGACUUUAUGGGUAAAAUAGGAUCCAUUUCAGAUUUGUUAUAUUUGUGUAUUUAUCAUCUAUCAGUUUUGAGCCACAAUUUCGUUGUGUGAAGUAUGUAAUAUAUUGUGUUUAUCCAACUUUGUCACUGAAGGUCUACUGAUAUGCAUCCGACAACAUGAGGUUCCUUCGAUAAUAAGGGAAUAGCUUUGUUCACUAUUGAUUCUGAUGAUUCAUUUAUUCAUUAUUUUUUCUGUUCGUUAUUUCAUUAUCUUUUUCGUUGUCCUUUUCUCUUAUUACGACCGAGUUACUUGUAUUGUUGAAUAUUCCUGAACAUUACUUCAUUCGACAAGUCCCGAAAUUAUUUCAUGGUUGAAUAGGAAGGUAUUACAAAUAAAGAUGGUUGGGUAGAAUUAGGAAUCCCAAUAAGAAAUACGUUAGUAUAUUCAUAGUUUUUGCAUAUGAAGAUUCUAGAAUUUUUAAGUCUCCGCUAGCACCAAUUGAUUUAGGGAAAAACAAAUCAGCGUUUCCAGAACAUACUUUAACCCUGUCUAUACCCCUCUAACACUUUAAUUGUCUUGAAAUGUCUCGGCUUAAUUUCAAUGUUUUUUUCGGCUUCCAAUGGUUAGUGGAUUUUUUCCCUCAUCUCUACAAUACUCUAUUAUGAUAAACACCUACCUCUAUAUCUAUAUUAAGCAAUUAAACAUUGUAGCCCUAUAAACAAAUAUGGAUAGUGGCUGUUAUAACUUGUCAUUUGAAUGCUUAUUGUCUUGGCUCUUUUAAUGCUACUUUUUGUAUCAGGUCGUCGCUGAUUGUUAUGUCGGAAACGCUUUUCAGUUAUACUCGAAACGACGGACCUCUGCGAUUCCCACGAUGCGAAAGUAAGAACACAAAGACUGGUAUAAGUGAUGAUUUAUUAACCCCAAAACACUAUGACGACGAUGACUCUAGUCGAAAAUACACUCAUUUUUAUAUUAAAUGUACACCCAUUUUGAUUAUUAAUUAGAAUGUAAUCACAUAUAUAUAUGAAAAAUACCUAGAGUUAUAACAGAGCACAGACUAAGCAUAGUUCAUGUCAAUGGAAUACAAGAAUAUCGUAUAUUAUACAG
Molecule: messenger RNA, 5932 nt
Organism: Schistosoma margrebowiei
Lineage: Eukaryota; Metazoa; Platyhelminthes; Trematoda; Strigeidida; Schistosomatidae
Source: the annotation of a GenBank genome assembly